UCAGUUUAGCAAAACAAACAUAAAAUACAUGUCCAAAAGAACUAAAAAUACAUUUUCUCAAACGUAAAUAGAAAAUAAGUUUUACCCGCAACCACAUUUAAAGUUGAAUUGGUUGAUAUUAAUUAGUUUCUUCUAUUCGUUGUUGCUGUGGUGACUGUGUAGUUCAAGGAAAGAUAAUAAGGGAGUGAGUGAGGCAGAGUACGUACGGGGAAAGGAGAAACUAUCUGCAACAGUAAUUUGUUAUUGUUCACUUAAAGCAAUAACAGUGUUCUCAGGCAAAUCCGCAUUGUUCCACAUUACGCUACUCAGCAAUGGGCCCUGAAGCGGAAUGCUAAUCUGCGGUGAGACGUACGGCUCCGGGCAACAUGAAUCUACAAUCGCUGUUUCAGGAUUUUAAUCCCAGUAAAUUUGUAGUCCAUUGUUGUUUGUUCAUCUUCACCAUAUUGUUCUGUCUUCGCUUGGACGGAUUUAUCGAUUGGCCCUACUGGGUCGUGUUUGUGCCGCUAUGGGUGUGGAAAUCGAUUGCAACUCUUGGCGCUAUAGUGGGAGCCGUUGUAUGGUGUCGCCAUCCACACUACAGAGUCGAAGGUGAUUCGUAUUCACACUUCAAAGCAAUGCUUAUAUCGCUGUCGCUGCACUUGAUACUGCUGAUGUUUGAGUUGCUUGCCUGCGAUCGUCUUACCUCCGGAAGACACCUGUGGGUGUUGGUAUUUAUCCCACUGAUAUUUGGUAGCGCGGCCAGUGUUGGUGCUUGUGUGUGGGCGGUUAAGCACGAUCGAUCAUUCGAGCUGGAACUGUUUUGUGCCGUCAAUGCCCUGCAGUUCGUAUUUCUGCCCCUCAAACUGGAUGGCCUCGUGUCGUGGAGCUGGGAGGUGGUGUUCGUUCCCUUGUGGAUAGUACUCUGCCUCAGCCUGGUCGCAGUGCUGUACAGCAUUAUUUUCAGUGUCAUCCUAUUACGCACGCCAGAAGUUUCGGUGCAGCAGAAGAAAUCGGCGUUCUAUUCCGCCAUCGGGAACUGUGCCACCGUAAUUCCGGUGCUAGUGUUUCAGGUUCUCCUUGCCGACAAGCUGGACGAAGACUUGAACUGGCCCUACAUAGCCGUGGCAGGUCCGCUGUUAGUCGCUCUGUUCACGUUGAUUUUGCUCAGCUUUAAUGCUAAAGGCGGAAACAAAUGGUGGUUCGGUAUUCGGAAAAACUUUAGCCAGUUCUUGCUCGGUGUGCUUCCAUGUCUGCAAGAGUACGGAAACAUAUCAUAUCACACGGACAGCGGUCAAACUGUGCCACUGGAUAGCGCCAACGUACAGUUGGAUGAUUUCGAGAAGUACGACAAAAAGAGUAAAAAGGCUCAGACGAAAAAGAACGACCAUCUAAAGCCCGUAGUACCGAUCGUUAGCAUAGAGCUGCCAGAUUGAACGUUUGCUCACAUCCGUCGGCAAAAGAAGCUAGCUAAUUUCAGGCAGUUUUAAUAUCAAUGGGAUUAGUUGAAUAUCGUGUCGCUAUCUGCUAGCAAUGGAGACCUUCUCGAAAGAGGUGGUCUAAUUUGCUGUGUUGAAAUUUUAUAUCCUACAUCUGCUCGAUUCGCCGACUCCACAUGCAUAUUUAUCGAUAGUAGCCGUAGAACGAAAAAGGUAUAAUUAGGUGAAGAAACGCCGUGAACAUAUCUACUCGGGGCGAAGAAAAGGAGGAAGAAGAUGACAAUAUUUAAAAUAUAAAAAGCGCGAUAGAUAGUAAACUACGUAAAGGUAUUUAAUGUAAUACGAACAAACGAAGUGGCCGACAUAUUCUAUUGGAAAUUAUUUACCAUAAAUUGGAAGCACGGAUGUGCAAGCUGGGUCGCUAUCUGCCUUUUUCCCGUACCACGGCAUCAUGAAAGCCUGUAGCACAAAUUAUCGUUUUCUUGUUCCGACUAUAAGCUUCUCUGUGGCUUAUUAGAGAUCCAGAAGUAGGUGUAAAUAUUAGUAAUAGCUGAAGUAGUUAUAAAGUAAAAAUAAACUGUACGGAAGAAAAGGCACAA
Messenger RNA from Anopheles stephensi (Asian malaria mosquito), 2014 nucleotides. Its product is annotated as transmembrane protein 185B. NCBI's taxonomy places the organism in Eukaryota, Metazoa, Arthropoda, Insecta, Diptera, Culicidae. The record is from RefSeq and is a predicted model, not a curated record.